This is a messenger RNA of Alternaria burnsii, 1905 nucleotides long. RefSeq lists its product as uncharacterized. The record is from RefSeq and is a predicted model, not a curated record. Bases 1 to 1905 code for a protein of 634 amino acids. The transcript has 2 exons. NCBI's taxonomy places the organism in Eukaryota, Fungi, Ascomycota, Dothideomycetes, Pleosporales, Pleosporaceae.
AUGGCUCCUGCAGUCCGUCGACCAGUCCGCGUUGGCGGUGCCUCAGGCGGCUUCUCCGAUCGCGUCCGAGCAAUCGCAUCUCUGGCGAAAGACGAUGUCGAUGUCAUAGUAGGAGACUGGCUCUCCGAGAUGACAAUGACCAUGCAUGGCACCGGAAAGCUCAGGAAUAAAGAGCAAAUGCUCCAAGCGCGUUCUUUCGAAGAGAAGCUCAACUAUGCCAUGUUUGCUGAGAACUUCAUGGACUGCUUUACUCCCGCGAUUCAGGAUGUUGCAACCCGCGGCAUCAAAGUUUGUGUCAAUGCCGGCGCAUCGGACACGGAGCUGCUGGCUCAACUUGUGGAUAAGACAUGCAAGGAGGCUGGUUACCCAUUGAAAAUAGCUUGGAUCGAAGGCGACGAUGUUACAGGCACUGUCAAGAGCAUGUUGGACAAAGGCGAGGGGUUCAAGAGCUUGAUGCAUGAUAAGUCGGUGGCCGAAUGGGGAUUGGAACCUGUUUGCGCUCAAUGCUAUCUUGGUGGUUUGGGCAUCGCGAGAGCACUAACCGAAGGUGCUGACAUUGUCAUCGCGGGUCGGGUCUCAGAUGCUUCACCCAUCAUUGGCGCUGCAGCUUGGUGGCAUGAGUGGACAAAUGAUCAGUUCAACGAAUUGGCUGGCUCUCUUGUGAUUGGUCAUCUUCUCGAGUGCGCCGCGUAUGUAUCCGGGGGCUACUGCUCAGACUUUCGUAGUCUGCUGGCACAAGGCAAGCACAUCAACAUGGGCUUCCCUAUUUGUGCCAUCGACAACAAAGGGGAGGGUGUAAUGUACAAGGAGAAGAACACCGGCGGCUGCAUGACUGUCAACUCUGUGACUUCUCAACUUCUCUACGAAAUUCAAGGCCCGCUAUACUACAAUUGUGACGUGACAGCCGACUUGACAGAUAUCAAGAUUGAGCAGAUUGGCGAAGACCAAGUCAAAGUAUCCGGCGUCAAAGGCCUCCCACCGCCGCCGACAACCAAAGUCGGCCUAACAGGCUUCGCCGGGUGGCAGGCCGAAUACCACAUCUACCUUGUCGGACUCCACAUCGAAGAGAAAUGCAAGUGGAUUGAAGAGCAAAUCCGAUACGAACUCGGUCCCGAGCUGAUCAAAAAGUUUGACGUCCUCAAGUUCAUGCAAAACGGCUCCUCAGUCAUCGACUGCCGCAACCAAGACGUUGCGACAGUGGAUUUCCGCGUCUUUGCUCAAUCCAAGGAUAGAGAGCUGCUCAAUAUGCGUAAUCCCAAGGGCUUCUUCCGCAUAUCCAUGGUCAACUUCUUGAUGUCCUGUCCUGGUGCCUCGUUAGGUAACGACGUCCGACAGGCAGAGGGCAAACCAUACUACGAGUACCAUCCCUCUCUCCUCCCCCAAUCCGCGGUAAAGCAACGUGUCCAUUGUAUCUGGGACGGCGAAACAUCAUCUGGCUUCCAAGACGGCAAGAAAACACUAGACAUUCCCCUCGCACCCACAUUCCAGGAGUACUCCCGCCAACAACCCUCAUAUGAGACACACUCCCCCAUACCACUUACGCACUUUGGUCCUACCGUACGCCUCCCUCUCGGGUCCAUCGUUCUCGGCCGCUCUGGCGACAAGUGUUCAGACGCCAAUGUCGGGUUCUUUGUGCGUCACGAUGAUGAAUGGGAGUGGCUGCGCAGUUUUCUUACCAUCGAUAAGAUCAAAGAAUUACUCGGUCCUGAGGAGUACAAAGGGAAAAAAGUUGAUCGGUUUGAAAUGAAGAAUAUAAGGGCUGUGCAUUUCUUGUUACAUGACCACUUGGACCGUGGGUAUGAUGCUUGCAGUACGUAUGAUACGCUGGGGAAGAACGUUUGUGAGUAUUUGAGGGCGAGGAGUGUGGAUUUGCCGGUAAGGUUUGUUGAGAGGGGGGUGUUGUAG